AUGUUUUGGCAAAUAUUCUCUGCCCUAGCAGCCUUAGCUGCUGUUGAUGCUCAUGGCCUCCAACUCAAUAAGCGAAGUUCCGGGCUCGAUGUGACACUGGCCGCGCCUCUCACCUACGGGUCUGCCGAAGUGGUCGCAACGAUCAAGAACGCCGGCAACACCGACCUCAAUCUGCUCAAAGUUGGCACUAUUUUGGACAGCAACCUUCCUGUUCAGCGACUCAUCGUGUUGGACGAUGCGGGAAGUCAAGUUCCAUUCAUUGGCAUCGAGCCAAGUCUUCGAUACAACGCCCUGAAGCUGGGUCAUUUUCAGCAUCUUGCAGCCGGAGAGUCCGUUACUGUGAACAUCGACGCUGGCAAGGUGCAUCGAUUUGACAAGUCAGGCACUUUCUCGUUUACUGCAGAAGGCGUCAUACCCGUCGCCUUGACCUCAUCUACAGACUUCUCGGAGCCUGCUGUUGCUUUCAAGUCAAACACUGUCACGCUCGAAGUUAAUGCAAACACUGCUAGCGUGUCUUUGAUAACCUCAGCUCUCGGAGAGCGAACCAACUUGCAACCUGGUUGUAAUGAAACAACGCUAGAAGUCAGUGUCAAAGCUUUGGCAAACUGUCAAAAUUUGGCUCUUGCCGCCGCUGCAGACGCAUCAGAUUCGUCAUCCAAGAGGUUUGUCGAGUACUUCGGAACCAACUCGUCAGACACUCGCAACAUUGUUGCAACAAGGCUUCGGAACGUGGCACAAGAAUGCUCUACCACGGACUCGGGAGUCUCUCGCUUCUUUUGCUACGACUACUAUGGUUGGUCUCUCAUGAGCGUUGAAGCUACUAUUCCUGAGCCGGAGACUACGGUCCUCCGCUUCGCUUCGGGGAACGGCCCGGUUACACGCCGGAUUCUCCGCAAACCUCUCCGCGAUGCCCUACCCACCGAAAUCCCGAUUAUCGACAUAUCCCCAUCCUUCAGCGAGGACAUCGACGAUCGAAAGGGCGUGGCACAGCAAAUUCGGAAAGCCGCCACAACAUCUGGGUUCUUUUACAUCAUCAAUCACGGCAUUGAUUCGUCCAUUACCGACUCUGCCCACGAAGCUUGUCUUCAUUAUUUUCGCCAAGAUGAAGAGGACAAGAUGCGAUCCUGGGUGGGUAAGAGCCGGUACUUCAACGGCUAUAAGCCGCCCGGUUCACAGCGUAUCAACAAGUCGGAAAGCAUCGACGUGAGAGAGACUUUCAGCUGGACGUAUGAUCCUCGGCAUGACCCCGAUGUUGACGAUGUCGUCUCAAUCCCAGAAGAUGCGAGGCGUUUUCUUCGGAUCGAGGAUUUUCACUGGGAAGGAGCAUCCAAUCAACCGAAUUUUCAGAACUCCAUCAUCCGCUACUGGCAGUCGUGUCUCAAGCUUGCGCGCGUCUUGGUGCGUGCCUUUGCGUUGUCUCUGGAUCUACCUGAAGAACACUUUGAUGCAAAGUUCAAGUAUCCCGAUGCUGCUUUAGCACUCAACUACUAUCCUCCACUGUCAAAGACAUCUCAAGCUACUCUGUCAAAUGGGGAUGCGCAAGUUUCAAUUGGAUCCCAUACGGAUUUCCAGCUCUUCACUAUUCUCUGGCAAGACGCAGUUGGUGGACUGCAGGUCCUCAACCGUCAGGGCCAGUGGAUCAGGGCGGCUCCCUUACCCGGGACCUUUGUGGUAAACAUUGCCGACUACCUUCAACGCAUCACCAACGACCUUUACGUCAGUACUGUGCACCGAGCCCAGAAUCUCAGUGGUCAGGAACGAAUCAGCAUGCCCUUCUUUUUUGGAUUUGGUUUACAUGAGAGCUGCGGAGUUGUGGAGACAUGUGUCAAAGACGGAGAGAAGCCCAAAUACGAGGAGAUCGGUUGCGAAGCUUGGGUGCAGCGAAGAGCAAAAGCCAUGCAUAGAGUUGAGUCGGACGGAGAAGCAGACGCGUAA
Messenger RNA from Colletotrichum karsti, 1935 nucleotides. RefSeq names its product 2OG-Fe(II)oxygenase. The record is from RefSeq and is a predicted model, not a curated record. The coding region runs from base 1 to 1935 and encodes 644 amino acids. Gene Ontology annotation, biological process: proteolysis. Lineage: Eukaryota; Fungi; Ascomycota; Sordariomycetes; Glomerellales; Glomerellaceae. Gene Ontology annotation, molecular function: metalloendopeptidase activity. The transcript has 3 exons.